Sardina pilchardus (European sardine) is the source of this 4131-nucleotide messenger RNA. RefSeq names its product sestrin 3 (gene sesn3). The record is from RefSeq and is a predicted model, not a curated record. Gene Ontology annotation, cellular component: nucleus. Gene Ontology annotation, biological process: cellular response to leucine starvation; regulation of response to reactive oxygen species; cellular response to L-leucine. The transcript is spliced from 10 exons. NCBI's taxonomy places the organism in Eukaryota, Metazoa, Chordata, Actinopteri, Clupeiformes, Clupeidae. Bases 200 to 1630 code for a protein of 476 amino acids. Gene Ontology annotation, molecular function: L-leucine binding; oxidoreductase activity, acting on peroxide as acceptor.
AGCGUAGGUUACCUGCAGAGAGCAGAGGCCACGCGGAGGGGAGGCCGGUUGUCCGAAUCACCUCAAGUUAACAACUGCCUCCCUAACAUCUCAACGGCUUUCUCUCUCUCCCUGUCUCUCUCCUGUUUAUGCCAGCAAAGGUACAGGAGACUUUACACCGACUUGCCUUGUAGGCUAAUCGUCGGGAGACAGCUUCAGAAUGAAUGUGAACGCGGACGCUCACGCCUCCCAAAGCACCUAUCCCAUCUGCUCCGUCUGUCAGAAAAUGAUCUUCGACAAGGUGACGAGCAGAAGUAUCCAUCGACUGUAUUCCUCUGGCCCCAGCUCCUUUAUACCAGAAGAGGAGAUAGUGGAGGCCUGGUCCCUGGAUACGUGGCUAGUGGAGCCUCACACUGAACUGCUGUUAGCCGAGCUCUGCUCUCCCAUUGGCCGGGUGGAUCACCUGACCCAAGUGAUGGGCCUGCAUCCACACUACCUGCAGGCUUUCCUGCGCUGCCAGUUCUACCUGCUGAGGAGAGACGGGCCCUUACCCCUCCACUACAGACACUAUAUUGCCAUUAUGGCAGCAGCACGGCAUCAGUGCUGGUUCCUGGUUCUACUGCAUGUGCAGGAGUUUUACCGGAUAGGAGUUUGUUUGGAGUGGCUGAAAGGACUGCAAUAUGCCAACGAGAAAUUAAGAAAUCUCAACAGCCUCAACAAAAUACUUGCACACAGACCAUGGCUCAUUACCAAGGAACAUAUAGAGGGCCUGUUGAAAACGGGAGAGAACAGCUGGUCUCUGGCUGAGCUGGUCCAUGCGGUUGUUUUGUUGGCGCACUUUCACGCUCUGGCCAGCUUCAUCUUUGGCAGUGGCAUCAACCCUGACACGCUAGCUCCGGUCAGUUCCUGCUGCACUUGUGAGCUCACCGGAUUUGGCCAAUCAGAGCAGGACAUCCUUCUCAGCAAAAGUCCGGAGAGCGAGUUGGAGUCUCUUCUGGAGAGGAUGAGGAGGCUGCGGGAGGAGAGGGAGGAAGAGGAGGCCUCCGAGGAGGAGAUGGUCAUCCGCUUUGAGAAGGAGAAGAAGGAGAGUCUCUUCGUGGGGUCUACAGACUUUGAUGACCAAAUGAUUUCACCGUCCAGAGUUUCACGUUUUGUCGAAGAUGCUGCCUUUGGUUAUCAAGACUUUGCCCGACGAGGAGAGGACAACCCACCAACAUUUCGCGCACAGGACUAUUCAUGGGAAGAUCAUGGAUUCUCGUUGGUGAACAGAUUGUAUUCAGACAUUGGCCUGCUCCUGGAUGAAAAAUUCAGGACCGCUUGUGAUCUAACCUACUACAACAUGGCAAGCAGAGAGUGUGUGGACACCAGCAUGCUGAGGAGAGCCCUUUUUAACUAUGUCCAUUGCAUGUAUGGUAUCAGGUAUGAUGAUUACGAUUACGGAGAGGUGAAUCAGCUUCUGGAACGCAACCUGAAGGUUUAUAUAAAGACGGUCACUUGUUAUCCGGAGAGGACCACGCGCCGCAUGUAUGACAGCUACUGGCAUCAGUUUCGCCACUCUGAGAAGGUUCAUGUGAAUCUUCUUCUGAUGGAGGCUCGAAUGCAGGCGGAACUGCUUUAUGCUCUUCGUGCAAUCACACAGUACAUGACCUGACAGGGCGAGGUGGUAUCUCUGAGCUACUCCCUCUGUCACUACUAACCUAGGUGCCUGUUUUUACCGCCCCACACUAUCUUUUUUUUUCCUUUUCUUUUUUUUUGUGUGUAUUUUAAAUUGUUUUUAUUUUUACUGGAGCACUGGUGUUUUGAAACAUUAUAAGAAGGAAAAGCCCUCCCAUUUUAUUUGAACCCCAGCAGUCUUAUGCCUAACACUAAAAGUAUGACAUGAGGGUACAUUAAAGUGCUGGUAUCAGUAUUAUUUGUGUACUGAAAGAAGUGCAAAGUGCAAUAUUCCUCCUUAGAACUUUUUUUUAUUAUUAUUUAUAUGGUAAAUAACUAUCACAAAUGUGCAGAUAUUAAUGUUGCCUGAAGAGUAAUACUAUUUAGUUAAGGAGUUUCUUAAAGCAGACUGAAAAUAAAGAUAAAUGACCGCAACGAUAAUAACGAAGAUAAUGGUCCUAAUCAUUCACAGUAUUUGUGGUGGACUGGCCUUCUCAUUCACCAUGUCUACCACACAUUGUCCAGUUCCUCUGGAAUUUAACAGAUGCAAUUUUUCUCUUACUAUUGUAAUAUCACUGCAAAAAAAUGCAGUCAUGGGAUUUCUGCAUUAUUUGCAGUUGCUUGUAUUUAACUCAAAAUCACAACAAACUGACAUUUUUAAGAAUCCCCAAAGGAGACUUAGGUGUCUUUUAGGUGUCACUCAGUCUCUUUUUUCCUCAAUAUUCACAACAAACCCCCUCAAGAUACUAGAGGGACUGCCUAUCAAAUUGUCUGUGAUUUUAGCAGUGUUCAUUCAAAUGGCAGUUGAACUGAUGAGUAUGUCUAGUCUGAAAAAGGUUGAACAUGUGUAAUCUUCACUGGAAAAAAAAAAUCAUCUCACAGAAUUUGCUCCAGUUUUUCAUUCAGAAGUCUCAACAGUUGCUAUCCACUUUGUUUGCAUGAUUGAUGUAGUUUUUAAAUACCCACUGAGCAAAUGAUCAACAAUGACCUGCAACAAUGAUGUAUCCCUUCUUCUGGCCACAAUUAACUUCUAAUUGAAGUUGAAAUUUCAAGCUGUUAACCGCUGAACUUUGUGGUCACUGAAACAUGAUAUUGACCUUCAGAUCCUUCUCAUCCCAAAGGCGAACUAAUAAGAUCUGGGGUCUAUGGUUGCCAAGGUAGCUAAUAGCAGUCAUUGUCAUGUUCAUGGCACUAGAAUGAGAUCCUGUGUGCUUUGUUACAUAAUCUUGGGGAUGACCACUUGAACAGGGUAGACUAGUUGUGAAGGGAUGUGCAUGGUCGGAUUGUGCUCGGUUAAUCCUAAUAGGGGCUGGUGUGUACCAAGAAAACAUUCCUCACACCAGCAUCAGUCUGUACAUAUUGUACGCGGCAGGGUAAAUGGAUUCAUGUUGUUUACAGUAAGCCAAAGUAAAAUUUGUUAUCUGUAUGUUGCCACAGACAUCAGAGCAGAAUUUCCUUAGUGGUUUAAUUUCUUUUCUUUUUUUUCUGCCCCAAAUGCCCAAAUGUAGCUUUAUUUCCUUAAUAAGCAUGAGUGGAAUACGUUGUUAGCCACAGCCUGUUGCUGCUUCAGUCCUACAUGUUGGCCUAUCAGAGAGGCCUCUUUGCACCUGUUUUGAACAUUGGUGGGCUAGAUUGCCUUAUGAGGGACAUUUAUGGGAUUUUUUUUCUCUCGCUCUCUCAUACAUCCAUCUCUUCUUUGUUGCACAGUUCACUGUAAAUAUCAAAAUAAUGUAAUGUUUGAAAACCCUGAGAGUGCAGCUAGACAUCCCCUUGACCUCUUCGACUCCGUUCAUCUGUUUAUGUGCCUUACAGCCAUAUGGUUCGGAGUUCACACAGAGUUGUUUUGUUUAAAUAAGCAGGUGUACCUUGCUGGGCGAUGUCAGUGGACUUUGUGUGUAUUGUAUGGUAUAACUGAUGGAUAAAGAUGCUGUGAACUCAAAUUUGCACCAAAGGUUACGCCAUUUGUAACAUGCUGUGGUGACACUCCACACAGUGAUCAUAUAAUGCUGCUGUUGACCAAUUAUUUGCUUUUCAUGUGCAAUGUAACCAAACCAAAAAAUGACUUCUAUUAUUUUUCUUCUGUCUUAUGUGUUUGUCCAUGUUCAGUAUUUGAAUGUUUGGUUGAUUGUAAAUUAUUACUAAGUUGUAUUUAUCACUACAAAACAAAGCAUAACACAGUCUAAGGAGCUCUUAUGUUGAAAGUUGGGAGUGACGUGUACAGCCAACACCAUCACGGUUGCACAUUUGAUGCACGUUUCAUUCAUUUCAUUGUAUAUUGUUAAAAUGUGAUAUCCAGAUAUAAUUUCAUGUAUAUGUUGUACAUAUUUCUUCUGUGGUGUAUGGUUAAUGUGUACCUGUCUGCCACUACCAACAGUGCCACUGGCCAUAGAUUUUUUUUUUUUUCUGUAUAGAGUGUAUGUGUCUACCAGCGGCAUUUUUUUCUGCCUGAUUAUUUUACCAACACCAAAUUGAAGACCUGGAAUAAAAGAUUUCGCUUAA